Molecule: messenger RNA, 5607 nt
Organism: Nelumbo nucifera (sacred lotus)
Lineage: Eukaryota; Viridiplantae; Streptophyta; Magnoliopsida; Proteales; Nelumbonaceae
Source: RefSeq, a predicted model, not a curated record
CAGUCUCCCUCAGAAACCACCAGGUCUGCAAGCCCACAGUGACUGAAAGAUACCACUCAGAUCUAUUUCUUCAUUUUAAUAUAGCCUUUUUCUUCCCACUCAAAUUGGGGACUCUAUCCGUAAAAUCAGAUAAAAGGUUAACAGAUUUUUCUCACCACUACCAGCAGUAUGAAUGGAAUCCAGGCUCCAGAGAGAGUUGUGUGUUUGAGCUUGUAUAAGGGUUUCGUGGGCUAAUGUCAUUCGUUGAAGUCAAUCUUUAUCUCAAGCCUCUGCUCUUGAAGCGAUUGGCGGAACCAGGGUUUUCUUUUUUUUCUUUUUCAGAAAGAAGCCAUGCAUCCUUGCUUGAUAUUAUCCACACAGGUCUGUUUUCCUUUUUCUUCUCAUGUUGACAUAUAACAUAUAUUUAUAUAUAAAUAUAAAAAUAAUAACCUUCAGACUAUACUAUUCUAUUCUACUUACUCAUCAGAUGUUGAGAUGUAACUGGGUAGCCAACCGUGAAAAGAUUAGUGCAAAUUGGUCAACCAUUUUGAUUCAAGAAUCAAGAUACUGGUAUUACACAUUACAAACAUUAGUCUUUUAACCGACAUCUCAUUUACAAGAUUUUGACAUCAUUUUGGGCUAUUUUUUUUUUGUAGUCUCCUUUAAUUUAGAGGAUAUAUCGAUUCAUUUAAUUUUUUUUCCCUACUUGGUUCAUGGGAUUUUGCUUUUCGCUACAAAGCUUCCUUCUGGUAAAAGAAAUCUUUGGAUGCUAUAUUUUUUCUUAUAUCUUGUGUAUGGAAUAAGGAUGUAUUAUAGAUCAAGAUGUAAUUGUUUGAUUUCAUCCAUUAUUUGUCCAUUAGCUUCAGAGACGUCACUGUUCAUGCAAGGACAGAAUGUCCAUUAUCCUUCUUAUUUCUUAUUGUUCUGUUUUUAUCUAGUUAUAACGGAGAAAUAUUUGAUUUUGUAUACCAUUCUCUCUUGUAAGUCUCAGAAGCUUUCAUGUACGCGAUUUGUGUAGAACAACACUCUGGUUUCUACUUUCUACCUUCAACAUGGGCUCCUAUAUAUUAAUGGCUUUCCAAUGGCCGAAUGUAGUUCAAGUAGCAGGGUAAUGUCCUAGAAUUAAUGACUUUUCAGAUAAUUAAACAAUAGACUAUUGAAUCAUGCAUUAUAUUGUUGUGGGUAUACGAAACAAAAGAUUUCUUUCCUAAUCUCAAACUUGUAGAAGAUAAAACAUACAUUUGUUAUAAAUUUAUAAGUCAAAAUGUCAUUCUAAUUAUUUUAUUCUGCAAAAAAAAAAGAAAAAAAGAAGAAGAACAUUAAAAUGGAACAAUUAGAAAAACUCCAAUUGUUUCUACUGUAAAUAAUCUAUAAAAUCCCAUGUUAAGAUAAGAUAUUAGUAAUUACUAAUUAGGAUCAACCUUCCAAUCCGAUAAAUUGUAUGGGGGUAGUGUUUGGGAAAUGAAAAAUUCAGAACUUCUUCUCAUUCCUCCUACGUUGAAAGUUGAAAGUUGAAACAAAUGUAUCUUAAACCUAAAAAAGAGACGAAAAUGGUGAAAUGAUGCAUAUCCUCCCCAACUGUACAACACUUGAAAGUGUGAAUUAAAAGUGACAGACGUGCAAUCUGUUUUACAUGAAUAUGUAGUGGAGUAGUUCUUUCCUGAAAAGUUUAUUUUGUGAAGAAGUAUAUGUAUUUAUUUAUUUAUUUAUAUUUAAAGCAGCAAUGAAUUCCCAUCUCCCGGCUUUACUUCUACUGUUAUUGCUGCAUGGGCUCUGCUAAAAGAUACAGAAACCAUGCCUCUGCCACCACCAAUUAGAAUUCGAAUAGAAAAGAAGGAGAGGUAAAAACAUAAAAAAACAUGGUAAAAGAAACUGGGGAAAAGAAGGGAGAAGAAAAAAAAAAAAAACAAAUCCUUUUAAAAUAGGAGAGAUGUAUGAUUAUAGAUUAUUAUUUCUUUUCUGUCCUUAAACAUAUUGUGUGGAUUAUGGAGGUCCAAAAUUCCUUGUUUCACAAAUAGACCUUAAUCAUUUUCUGCAAUUUUGUUGUAUUUCAACUUUGGAAAUUACACACACACACAAAAAAAAAAUGUUAAAUAACAAAUGUGAAGGAAAAAAACAAAGCAGGAAGGAACUAAAAGGAAGAAUAGUUUGCAACAGCAAUGGGGAUUCUUCUUCUUUCUUCUUUUUUGCUGACAUUUAUGAGGAAGUCUGGUCCCAUGCAUACAGUUUUCUCAUAUAAUGUAGUGGAACUGUAGGAGUCAGGAGUGGACAUGCCAGUCCGGUUCUUUAGAGAAGAGGACUGUGACUAAUUGGUAAUGGGCCCACAAUUUCCUCUGACUAAUUACUUCUAUUCAUGAAGUAAAUUUGAGCCCCAAAACUUUUUUUAUUUUAUUUUUUUAAUUUUUGCUGCACAGACCACAGAGAGCAAUGCAUAAUAAAAUAAUCUUUCAAGAGUCUAGAGUCUGGACAAGUUUAAUAUUAAAAUAUUAAAACCUUCAAUAGGCAAUAUUGUUUGCAGAAAACAACUAUAGUAAAUGGUGGGGUAGAGGGAAGUUGUGCAUUGGAGGAUUGAGAAGGUGGUCAAUCCAUGAGGUCCCGCCUACUUGGUACAUAGAUCCCAUUGGCCACGUCAUCCCCUCCACAUGGCAGAUUGGCAGAUGAUAUUGUAGGUUGUUUAGGAAAACCCACUGAUCCCAACUUGAUGUAAAUGUAAUUGAAUCAAGGCCUUUAAUGACCAGAACUAAACCCCCAUAAUUUAUUGCAUCUAAUACCACAUAAUUGGAAUAUCGUGUGUACAACCUAGCUGGCUGUAGCCUGUAGCCUGUAGCCUGUAGGGCAGCCCUUUUGAAGAUUGAAAUGCUUAUAGAUGCAUCUUCAUCGAAGACAUGUCAACACGAGCAAUCAUCUGAACUCACUCACAAUAUUCUAGAUAUGUGGUGUAUGGUGCAUGCGGUUUUAUAUUAACAAAGGAGCGAGUAGUACAGAUAAAAAAACAAACCCACCCAUUCUGUAGGCUGUAGCAACGUAGAGAGGUGAUGGGCCGGGGAAUGAGUAUAACAGUUGCGCAGGGAUCCUUAUCAGAACAAGGUUUCUUGUUGGCAUUGGAAUGGGCGUUCUAGUCAAUUCAAUUGUAAAUUUGUAACCAUUUCUAGAAGAACAAAAAUAGCCAAUGUUUAUCAGUUGUGAGUUAUCUCACUUAUCUGGGGUAAAGGGCAACCUGGUCUGGUGGUGGUGGUAUAAGAAAAGUAUUAGUGAAGAUUGCAAUGCCAAUCUUUCUCUUUGUAUGUCAGAUGGGUUUUGCAGGGCUAUCAUGUCAACAUCUUAAUUCGGAUUGGAUAACAUCCAAAUUCAAUCCGCUCCGGCCGACCCUAGUCUCCUGUUUGUAGUAUUGGUUUUCCUUGUAGAUUUCAAUAAAACAAACUUAUAUGAAUGGCUGGCUUUUCUUUCAGUUCCAUGAUCCAUCCAUAUCCGGAUAAUGGAGUCGGGUAUUGAUUGGAACCGUAUCAUGCUGCUUGGCUUGGAACUUGGAUGAAGAAAUAGAGGGAUUCAUUCUCAGCAGCUGGUCUGGUCAUUAGUCAUUACUCAUUUGUAAUUAACUAGAUUCUCAGAAAUGGAAUUAAGGGGAUCUUCUGAUAGGUUGUUUAUCAGAAACAGAAAAAGAAAAGGUCAUCCUGUCAACCACCCAUUUAAGGCCAACAUUUAAGCCUCAAAUAACAAUCUAAACUUUUCCAAAAACGGAAAAGAAAAUCUCAUUCAAUUUUUGUUGUUGUUUUUGUUUUUAUUUUAAAAUAAAGAAGACUGAGAAUCGAUGUCUCCAGCUAUUUAGUAUUUAUAAUACCCGUGAGACCCCCCACCCUCUCUAGCAUCCUUUGCCGUGUUGUACUUUGCCUCCAGUCUUCAGAGAAGGGAAAUCAAACCAUGAUUCUCCCAACCGACCUCUCUACAUUCCAUCCCGUUUUCACUUGAUACCACUUACCAGAGACAAAAGUGUGGGGUGAGUGGGUGAGAGAGCAAAAGUAAAAACAGAACAACAGAAAAGCAGCAGGCAGAGAGAUAUGAGGAGUCGAUCUACGAAGCAAGGGAGCAAAGGAGGAAUGGAAAUAGAAAGAAUUCGAAAGCUGAAAGAAGAGCCUCAGCUGUCUGGUGCUUACAUCCGUAGUCUUGUCAAACAGUUAACCUCUUCAAAAACCAAAGACCCUACUGGUAUUAACCCUACAGCCCCCGACAUUGUGGAUGGAGAUGGGUUCCCCAAAAACCUCCCAAAAUUUAAUAAUGAAGGCCCCAGUAAAACUCCACAAGUCCAUCAACCCCAACUGUCCCUACAGCCCAGAAAACAAGUUAGGAGGAGACUCCAUACCAGUAGGCCUUAUCAGGAGAGGCUGCUGAAUAUGGCUGAGGCUAGGAGAGAGAUUGUGACCGCACUUAAGUUUCAUAGAGCGGCAAUGAAACAGGCCAACGAACAGCAACAGCAGCAGCAGCAGCGGCAACAAUCACUAUCAAAUAAUCAGCAACAACAACCAUCACAAACACUCCACCCUCCACCUCAACCAUGUUUGCUACAACAAGAGAAGACGAAAUCCAGGAGAAACCCUAGAAUCUACCCGUCAGACCUCACCAAAUUCUCUACUUAUGUAGACAACCUCUCCAAUUCAUCUGUCUCAUGUCCUAGUAAUUUCUCAUGGGGCUCUCCCCCUAUUGCACCAUUUCCAACCACUGAAACUCUGAAUCUCACCUUCCCCAGGCAACCCCUUGGCCUCAAUCUCAACUUCCAUGAUUUCAAUUACUUGGAUGCCACUCUCUACAAUAAUAGUAGCACCGAUAGCAACAACAACAAUUUCAACAAUCCAUCACUCUAUUCAUCAUUAUCUUCUUCUUCUUCUUUGGAAGUACCUUUGGCUGCAAUAUCGCCGGAUACACUUCCAAUUACUGCCAACGUUACUGAUUCGGGCAUCAAGACGGGAGGCCUACAUCCUGCUAUGGAUGACGAGGAAAUGGCGGAAAUCAGAUCGAUUGGGGAGCAGCAUCAGAUGGAGUGGAAUGACAGGUUGAACUUAGUAACAUCAGCGUGGUGGUUUAAGUUCUUGAAGACAAUGGAGAUCGAUCCGGAGAGGAAAGCAGAGAGAGAAGAUGAGGGGUUUCAUUUAUUGGAUGAGGUGAUGGAAUUCCCAUCUUGGUUGAACGCAAAUGAGAACUGUAACUUACAACAGCAAUUGGAGGAUUACCGUCCAGGUCCAGGGGACUAUGUACAAGAAGAUCCUGCGUUGCCAUGCAUGGAUAUUGGAGAAAUUGAUGGAAUGGAUGGCGAGUGGAUUGUCUGAUAAGUGACACUUUCUUUUUUUUAAUCUUUUAACUUUGGUGUUUUGCUCCUAAGAAGGCUCUGCUAAGAUGUCAAAGCCGCAAGGAAGGAGAAAAUAAAUGCAAAUAAUGUAGAGAAGAAAGGAAGGAAAAAGAAAAAGAAAAGGAGAAUCGAAAAGAAGGAUAUUACCUUUCCUUGGAAUGUUUAAACGGAAUGUAUUUCUCAAGUUUUCUUUCUGUUUUUCCUUCAUGUUAUUGUAACAAAUAAAAAUACAUAAUAAUAAUAGACUUUAGGGUGAGAAUGAAAACAGCCCUUUGGGCCUUUUUGCUGGA